Microplitis demolitor is the source of this 728-nucleotide messenger RNA. RefSeq lists its product as uncharacterized. The record is from RefSeq and is a predicted model, not a curated record. The transcript is spliced from 5 exons. Lineage: Eukaryota; Metazoa; Arthropoda; Insecta; Hymenoptera; Braconidae. Bases 19 to 456 code for a protein of 145 amino acids.
CGCAAAACAUAAAACAAAAUGGCGGUAAUGAAAUUAAAUAGAUUUUGUUGUUGUUGUGAAUUAAAAAUUGGAAUUCAAAUAAUUGGUACUUUGGGACUACUUGCAUAUAUAUUUGCGGCUAUAGUCCCAUUUGUUGGUAAUGAUCAGUUGUGUACAGAUUUGUAUUAUGACAAAUGUGGAAAUUUAACGAGGGGUGAAAAAACAGGAAUUACUUUAUUUAAUUUAACUGCGGUUGUUGUUAUUAUAUUAAUGAUAUAUGGAUCGAACAAGAAUAUUCACGCACUUAUGAUACCGAUGCUCGUGACGUACGGAAUUACAAUAACUUGGACGUUUAUUAGUUUUUUGUUGGCAUUAGUUCAGGCUUGUAGAAAAAUAGACAACUCUAACGAAAUAGUCAUCCUUUUACUUGAAGGUUCUUUUACAGCGUUAUUUGUCUACUUUUGGAUGAAAACCUAAAAUUGAAUUAUUUAUUUUAAAUUCCACUAUUAUUGCCUUGAUAAUUACGUCAGCGGUUACUGUGAGAAUAAAUAAAUAAAAAAAUAAUAUGAAGAUCUAUACAUCAAAAACUGAUUUGAACCUAAAUGUGGCAACUUUGUCCACUUUCACUAAGUUCAGGUUUAAAUCAUCAUUUUAUUAAGAUUACGUAAGCCUCCAAAGCUGAAAUUUACAAUCGUGAGCCGCUACCAAUUAUUUUUUAGUAGCAGCUACUGAUUGACAAUCGUGAGCCG